UACCCUAUUACAGGUCUUCCUUUACCCUUGUCCACCCACCCCUUGCCCAAAAUCUACUAAAUUCCUAGUUCUGAUGAAGGUCAUCAAUCCAGAACGUUAACUCUGUUUCUCCCUCCACAGAUGCUGCCUGACCUGCUGAGUAUUUCCAGAAUUUUCUGUUUUUAUAUCACUUAUGUCUGGUUCAGAAGUCAGAUUAUCAAAAAUGAAUGCAAGAAUAAGACAAGUGAAGCUUUCAUAUUCGGCAUAGGGUUGAAAUAGAUCAAUUGGGGAUUCUGGCUAAAAUCACUGCAGCUAGUAAAUUUGCCUACGUGGCGACAUGUGUUCUGCAAGGAACAUAGAGAUAGAUGGUCCUUAAGUUCCCCUACCUGAGGCUUCUUUUGAAAAUAUUUUUCCCUGAGACAAUCAGAUUUCUAAAAUAAUGGCUCAGCGAUGCUGGCAAAAAUUUUGAUUGCACAGCAAUAAAUGUUCAACCUCUAAGGCUGCCAGCUUUAAGAAAUGCUGCCUAUGGUGAUUGGCUAAAGUCGAAUGUCGCUCCAUUCGCCAAUCAGAAACUGAAUGGCGACUGGAGAUCCCGACUGCCCCCUUCCCUUCCUAUUCGCCAUCACAUAGGAUCAGCUACAGUGUGAAAUUGGAUAGCGAGCCGUGUGACAUGUCAGGUUUUUUAUGUCUAACUAUCAGUGAUUUUAGAAGAAUUGAGGAUAUUUAUCAGAAAUUAUCUCGGAGAUUUAUCACAACUACAGGUAUUAUGGUACAAUGUAGAUCUUAAUUUUAGAUUUUGAAAAAAAUGAUACGCAAUUAUGUUAUUCCAGUGAAUAAUUGGGCAGCGCUGUGACGUGCCGAAGGAAUUGAAAUGCUUUGUGCUGGAAAUGGGAUUUUAUAAAAUAUAUUGGCUGUUAAAAUGGCAAAUAUUGUGUUUAUUGCUCUCCUCCUGGAUUGUGGUUUCUGGUCAGAUUCGGUACUCGAUUCCUGAGGAGCUGCAGCGGGGCGCCUUUGUCGGGAAUAUCGCGGCCGAUUUGGGUUUAGAUGUAAACCAGCUCUCCAGCCGGAAUUUUCGGAUCGUGUCGGGUCCCAGGAAACAGUAUUUCGACGUAAACUUAGACAGCGGGAUUUUACUUGUAAAGGAGAACAUUGACAGAGAACAGCUCUGUGGAUCGAGCCUCGGUUGCUCUUUGGCCCUGGAGGCUGUGAUUGACGAGCCACUGAAUGUCUAUCAUGUCGAGGUGGGGAUUCUGGACAUAAACGACAACGCUCCCCAUUUCCCAAAGGGACAGUUCCGUUUGGAAAUAUCCGAGUUGGCGGUGCCCGGAUUCCGAUUCCCACUCGAGUCUGCGCACGAUCCGGAUGUAGGCACCAACUCAUUGCAAACCUACCAAUUAGCUCCGAACCAAUAUUUUAAGCUGGAUGUACAAUCUCGCAGUGAGGGCGGUAAACUCCCAGUUUUAGUGAUGGGGAAGCCUCUCGACAGAGAACAGCAGCCCACACUGCAGUUACUGCUCACGGCCACCGACGGGGGCAAUCCAGAGAGGUCUGGCACUGCACAGAUUAUCAUCCAUGCACUGGAUGCCAACGACAACAUCCCCACCUUUAGCCACUCCCUUUACAGGGUCAGUUUGUUAGAAAACGUGCCCAUAGGAACGUUGGUGAUCCAAGUGAACGCCACUGACCCGGACGAAGGCUCCAAUGGGGAAAUCGUUUACUCUUUUGGUAGCCACGCUCCUGUCAAAGUGCGGGAGCUGUUCAGUGUGGACCCUAAAACGGGAGAGAUCAGAGUUAAAGGACAUCUGGAUUUUGAAACAGCAAAGGAGUUGGAGAUUAGUGUGCAAGCUGUCGAUAAGGGUUCCUUUUCUGUGCCUGUGCAUUGCGAUGUGCUAGUGGACAUCGUUGACGUGAAUGAUAAUGCGCCCGAGGUAACAGUGACCUCUUUGUCCAGCUCAGUUCCUGAAGAUGCCCAGCCUGGGACUGUGACAGCUUUAAUCGGUGUAACUGAUUCAGAUGUGGGAGGGAAUGGGAACACUCACUGUCAGAUCCCAAAUAGCUUUCCUUUCAAAUUAGAUUCAUCAUUUAAAAAUUACUAUCGAUUGGUCACCAAAGAUCUACUAGAUCGAGAAAUGGUCUCUCAAUAUGACAUCCCCAUUACCUGCAGGGAUGAAGGUUCGCCCGUGCUCACUUCUAACAAAACCAUUCAGCUAAAUAUCUCAGAUAUAAACGACAACCCCCCACGUUUCUCACAGACCUCAUACACAGCCUAUGUGACAGAGAACAAUGUCAUCGGUAGUUCUGUCUACUCGGUGCCAGCUUUUGACGCUGAUUUAAAUCAGAACUCCCGACUGUCCUAUUCUAUUCUAAGGACACAAGUCGGCGACCUGCCUGUAACUAAUUAUGUCUCCAUUAAUUCAGACAGCGGCAUAAUAUCUGCUGAGCGCUCUUAUGACCACGAAGAGUUAAAGAAGUUUCAGAUCCAGGUCCGAGCAGUGGACGCUGGAGUUCCACAGCUGAGCAGUGACGUGUCCGUGGAUGUGGUCAUCCUAGAUCAGAAUGACAAUGCCCCAGUCAUCAUAUCCGCAAGGCCGGAGGAUGGUUCGGCAUCAGUGGAGACAGUAUCUAGAUUAGCAGAGCCGGGUUACCUGGUGACCAAGGUGUCAGCUAUUGAUGCUGAUUCGGGCCCGAAUUCAAGGCUUUCUUAUCAAUUGGUCCAGGCCUCUGACCCUGGUCUUUUUACUAUUUCUCCAGACACGGGAGAGGUCUGGACCAUCCGUCGCAUUGUGGACAAGGAUGCAGUUAAACAGCGCUUGGUUAUCCGGGUACAAGACCAUGGGAUCCCACAGCUUAGCGCAACAAUGAACAUCAUCUUAUCACUGGCCGACAGUGAUGCCGACAUCCUCUCUGAAGUGAACAGCCUGACAGGAGAUCUCGGAUUCCCUUCCGAUGUAAGCCUAUAUUUGGUCAUCGCUUUCGGAACAACCUCGUCUAUUUUUCUCGUGGUUUUGGUCAUCCUCGCUGUAAAGAUCCACAGAAGUAGGAACGUGUUGAACCGCCACAGCUGCUCUCUGGAUACAUGCUUCUGCUUGGGAUCAACACAUUCCCUUAACGGAGUACAAAAAGCCAGUGUCAACCUUCAGAUCCCCCCGAAUUACGUUGAAGUGUUUGGCCGGGACCCACUGCCUCAGAACUUUCGUUACGAGGUGAAACAACCAAAUGCUGACUGGCGUUUCUCACAGACUCAUAGAGCUGAAUUAAACAGUUCUCAAUACCUGGAGGAGGAAGGAGUGCAGCGUGAUAUACAGCGUGAAGUCCAGCGAGAGGUGCAGUGUGAUGUACAGCGUGAAGUACCGCGUGAUGUGCAGUGUGAUGCAUCCCGUAACAUUCAGCGUGAGGUUCAGCAUGACAUGCAGUGUGAUGUUCAGCAUGUUGUCGAGAAAGACCCUGGUGGACCAAGGAAACCAAUGUGUGCGAGGCCUGCAGCCAUUCCUGCCGGUAGAGAUGGGUGGACACUACCACGGACAGCUCCACGAAUGCAGUUGCAGAUGACGCUAGGCACUCACGUACCAGGAACCUUGCGAAGUCAGUAUCUCCUCCCCCGAGGGGUUCAUACAAGUGGAGCACGUAUCAGUAAUUCAAGCGUGGAAUUCAGUGCGCCUCUUAUUGGCAGCCUGCAUGGUCCAUGGGCUGCAAAUCAGACACGAGAUCAUAGAGGCAUCUCCAGUUCGGGUGGCAGGAGACCAGAGUUGGACACCCAGGCUUGCGGUGAAAUUCCCUGCUCACCACCAGGCCAACGACUAUCUACACAAUGUCUACAUUCCCGGGACCACCACCACCCUCUCCGGGAAGUCAACUACUGAGCGGGAAGGCAAGAAAUCCUUCAUUACUUUUGGGAAGAAGAAGAAGGGUGGUAAAUAAAACAAAGAGGUAGCAGAAUGGAAUUGAAUAUAAUGGUGAGAAUUAUAAAAUGGAGCUGCAUGACUGAAGCACGUUUUUUUUUAAAUAAACUACUAAAUGUCACUUAAAAAAAAUCACUGGGCCAAAGCAGGUCCUUUGCUGCACUAAGUAUUAAUUUGAUAGGGAAUGGAGUUUUUUUUUAAUUGCAUUUCCAAUGAGUGUGUUCAGAAUGCUUCAAUACUCCUCAAUUAAACAAGUAAUUCAAAGAAAAGAAUGACAAACUGUGCCAACCAGCACAUGCUAUGUUGCUUAAGAUGGUCUGUAUGCCUAAAGGUGUGAAGAAAUUUCAUUUUCCUGGCAACCCAGAGAUUAAGGCAACUUACUCCUGACUAUGUGGUUGUGAUUCUGAGUAUCAUCGCCACAUGGGACUUGUCACAAAUGCUAUCACUUCAUCACAAAUAAAAUUGGUAUCAGGCCAGUGUUACAGCAUUUUUGUCAAUGAGGUACAAACCCUUGCAUUGGCCUGAUUAAGGAAUACUCCAACAUGAUGCACUAUGAACUGAUGGGACUUGAGUCCCUCUACCUUCCAUGAUUCCUUACAUGGUAGGCACCUAAAUUCAGUUCUGCUGUAAGGACUGUUGGACCCUUGGCUAGCAUUGCCACAAAAUAGCAUUUCUUUGCUGUCUCUGUGUGAAGAUCAACUGAGGGAAUGUGAUGAAGCCCAUCAACAUCUGGGAUGGCUGGAACCAGAAGUCUAGAGACAGAUCAAAGAAGAAAGUUUUAUGAGGUUCUCAAGUAAGGAGGAGAUAGGCUGAAAAUAGCCCUUGAGCCAUAUGGUGAGAACCACUGGCAUCGACCCAUCUUGCUCCACCACAUGUCAGCUGAGGAGGGAGAGAGGUAUUCCAAUUUAAGUCACUGAGAAGUUGUGCCUUUCCCAGAGAAAUGAAAUAUUGAUUCCCCCUCACCACCAUGAUGGAGGGAAAUUAAGGAAAACAUUUAAAGAAAACCCAUUCCCUUCUGUAAACAGCUGUUACACAAAAGCUAGCAGCCACAAUUUUAAUUCAGUCAACCAUUCAUUGUAUUGUGUCUCCAUUUAUUCAGUCCAAAAUGUCACAUAGCCUUAACAUAGAUUAAGGAACACUUUACGAGUACAUUUUCUCAUUGUGCAUGUUGGCCGCACUGAGGGUUAUCGCUUGCAUUACAUUUUCUGUAAUUUAAUCACUGUUUAACACCUCAUAUUUAGCUUUAGGAGGGGUGAAACAGAACAGAAAAGAGCAAAAAAAAAACAAGCAAGUGAAAAAAGAAAAUAAUUGAGGCUUGAUUUCCUCCAUUAGGAACUGGAUCAGGCGUCAGACAGGGCUGCCAGAUGGAACAGCCAUGGUCUUAUCGAAUGGCAGGCAGGCUUGAAGGGCUGAAUGGCCUGCUCCUGCUCCUAAGUCCAAUGCUCCUAUGUUCCUAUGGAGUACUAACUAGAAACAGUAUCUGGCCAAGAACCUUGGCAUUGUCCAUCCCACUCCUUUGGAGUGCCAUCUGAUCUUAGCUUGGCAGUGAUGUUAACUGUGGGCAUUCAAAAGAUCUUGGCUUUGAGUGCCCUUUUCAUCUGCCUGAAGCAGAAGAUAUGAAGGACAAGGCUUCUUAAGAGAGAAAGAAUAGGCAGUAAGAAAGGAGGAAAGAAGAGAAUAAUGAAAUACCAAAAAAAAACAAGGUUAUAUAUGGGGCUAGGGUUGCCACCUACUGAAGGGCCCAAAACUGGACCGGGGUGGGGGGUGGAUCAGACUGAGCCACAGAAUGAAAUCCUGGCUUGUGUUCGGAGCUUUCCUUUGCUGAAGAUGAAAAUUCAUCAAGAAUUUAAUAAUGCCUCCACCUCAAGAGACAUGGAAUGGAGAAUAAAACCCAAAAAACUUUUAGUGUCUGCUCCAAAGUUUAGAAAUUUACAGACAUGGGGUAGAUUCUUACCUUGCCUGAUCAUGUAAAACAGAUGAUAAGCAUCAGCAAGCCCAGUUACAUCUCUUUCUAUUUUUAUUUCUGUCAACGUAGAUAGAAAUAAAAUCUGGUGGAGAUGUAGAAUGUGUUGCCAACUCGGUAUCAUCCCUUCUACACUGUCGCGCAAUGUUACGAUCUACCUCCCUGGUCUUUACUGUCAGCUGACCUCAGCCAGAUAGUUAAUAGAGAGAGCCUCAGUAUCCUGAGCUUAGCGAGGAACAAUCACCUGGCCUUCCUGCUCCUGCCUGCAGCCUAAUAACCGUUGCCAGAAGGUCCAUGUGAAGAGUAUCACUGGGGCAAGAUACGGUAGUGCAGGCUGCACACAUGGACCCAUGCAAUCAGAGUCAGUGCCUUCAGGAGAGCAGAAAAACAAAGGACAGAAAAAAAAUUGGGAGAGAGGAAAAGAAAAUGGGUCAUCCAGUUGAACCCCAGCUAGGUGGUAGACAUGAAUGGGGCUAAAGUUUUGGGGAACAGGGACUUUAACUAUUUAGAGAUUCUAAGUCCUGUCAUUUAACUUUAUUUAAAUACUAGCGAUAACCCUAUAACAUACUUUCUCUAAGACUGGAUCAAUCAGCCAUAGCUUUGAGAAUAAAGCCUUGGCAGCCAGUGCAGGAGAGGUAGUCUGUAGCUGUUUUAAUAUGUAGGCAUGCUGAAUGUGUCUUGUGAGUAAUGAAUAUGAAUAUAUCCAUAUACAAGUAUCUGUCCUAUUUCUUAGAAAAAAAUUAAAAGACUGAAUUAGAUCUGGAGACAUUGUGAAUCUCUUUGUAGUUUUUUUGAUGUUUUUUGCUAAAACUUGUUUUAUUACAAUUAUACUGUGUGGUGUUGUAGAUUUCUUAUACACUGCUUUUUAAGUACAAUAAUCCUACAGUAGUGGAACAUCAAGUGGUAGAUUCUUUCUAAUAAUGUACAUGUCUAUUUCUGAGGUUUGCUUGCAGUUGCUAACAUCAGCAUAAUAGUCUGUAUGACACCGAGUAUAUUGUGCCCUGUAUUUUUCUCAAAACUAAAUUGCUGUAAUCCUAGUACGAAAAACUUGCAUUCUUUAAAUCGCAGUAGAUUAUAGUAGUAAUGUUUUGCUCUAAAUUCAGUCUUUCCAUUAAAAUUAUUCCUUUAAUUCAA
Molecule: messenger RNA, 6975 nt
Organism: Carcharodon carcharias (great white shark)
Lineage: Eukaryota; Metazoa; Chordata; Chondrichthyes; Lamniformes; Lamnidae
Product: protocadherin beta-15-like
Exons: 6
Coding region: 867-3839 (990 amino acids)
Biological process (GO): homophilic cell-cell adhesion
Cellular component (GO): plasma membrane
Molecular function (GO): calcium ion binding
Source: RefSeq, a predicted model, not a curated record